UUUGUCCGAUCGAGUCAACUGCUAUGUAAGAUAGCGGUAAGAUGUAUAAGAUAUCUUACCGCUAUGUAAGAUGCGUAGUGUUUAUGGACGUCAAUCUAGCAAAGCACGUGUAGUUCGGUGACGCUAGCUAAUGGUUAUAACUGUUAUAAGCGACAUGUUUGAGGAAAGUUGUUAAGUACUUUUUUCUAAUUUAACAACUGUUGACCGUCGGUCCGAUGUAAAUAUGUCAACCUGUAAGAUACACAAUUUUAAGCUAUACAAUCUUGAGCCCAAAGCCAUCAUCUGUUUGUGUUACGAACCGAAACAUGGUCAUCUGGUUCUUUGCAGAAGCGACAACUCGAUUGAAAUAUGGAAUGUAAAAGAGGCGCCGUUCUUAGAAAGGACGAUAUUUGGUCACCCGGAAAGUUCGGUAGAGACUGUAUUAUGGGUGAGCAACAGGCUGUUCUCAACGGGCCUAGUAGGAAUGGUAAUAGAAUACGACCUGGGAAGUUUGGCGCCAAAAUACGAGGUCGCAGUGACCGGCGGAGCAGCAUGGUGCAUGGACGUGAAUAAAUCGAAAACACAGAUAGCAGUUGGGACAGAGGAUGGUUAUAUAAACACAUUCAAUGUGACAGAUGACUACCUGAUAUACGAUAAAAUAUUCGACAAACAAGAGGGUCGAAUAUUAUGCAUAAAGUGGGACAUUACGGAGCAAAUGAUAUUCACUGGGUCCAUCGAUACAGUUAGAAUAUGGAAUGCAGUUUCAGGUCACGCUGUUCACAGAAUGACGACAUCUAGGAAAGAGGCAAACAAGGAAACAAUCGUCUGGUGCCUGGCUGUGACCAAUGACAAUGUUGUUGUGUCCGGGGAUUCCAGGGGGAUUCUUUCAUUCUGGGAUCCAAACAUGGGAACGUUGAUAGAGUCUCACCAAAGUCACACUGCCGACAUUCUCGCGGUCGCUAUGAGCAGUGACAUGAACACUGUUUACUGUGCAGGUGUAGAUCCCACCGUUUGCACCUACUCAAAAAUCACUAUCAAGUCUAGCGGCAGAUGGGUAAAAGGUAUCGAAAGGCGGCUACAUGAACACGACGUCAGAGCGUUGGUAGAAUCAAACGGGAAACUCUAUUCAGCUGGCGUCGACGGGCACUUGGUACAGUCUACAUACCCACCAAAAACCAUGAUAAAGUAUCCACCCAUUUUACAGUCCCCCUGUGUCCUGAUAAGUGAAAUGUCAAGGUGCAUACUAUUGAGGUACAGCAACUACCUCGAACUAUGGAAACUUGGAUCGAUUAGUAGAAAGUCGCAGCAGAAUUUUCAACCUGGUACAAUACAUCAGCUCGAAGAAGAGCCCAUCAAUUUACUACAGCUAAGAACAAAGGCUAGUGAAAGCAUAAUAUCGUACGCCAUAACUAAAGACUCAAAAAUGAUAGCUUACUCAACAAACUCUUACAUCAGGAUUUUCAACUUUGAUGUAGUAAAUAACGACCCUGUUCUCUCACGAUACGAGACCUCAAAUUUGCCUGUGCACAAAGCGCACAAAAUGUUAUUCAGCCCUGAUAAUUCUAGGAUCGUAUUGGUCGAUGGUAGCAAGACAGAUAAUGACGAGAUAAAGAUAAUAUUUAUGAAGAAUCAGGCAGGCUCGUUAAAUUACGAAGGAACGAUACCUGUUGGAAAAGAACUAGUCGAUAAUAUUAAUCUGAUCUGUUUCUCGCCGGAUGGCGUAUACUUAAUCUGUGCUGAUUAUCAAAAUAACAUUGCCAUCUAUCACGUCGGAAAAGAUCUCAACAUUCGUGCGCCUAAGCUAUGGUUACUGCCUAGGUACAAAUGCCCACCGACCGCGAUGGCUGUACAAGAAAACACGUUGAAUCUAGUUAUUGUGUAUUCUGAUCACAAGAUCGUCGAAUACAGUAUUACAGAAAAACGCUAUACACAGUUUUCUACAAACUUAGAGGAAAAACUGCCAAAACAAUGGCUUUCCCGGGCUAUACCUAUCAGUCAUAUAACAUUUGAUCCUAGGAAUGAAAAUUUAAUAAUAAUGCACGACAACACGAUGAUCUGCGUUGUUGAUAAGGCGAAAAAUUUGCCCAAUUCAGGAGCAAAAAUUUUCAGAUUGGAUAACGGCGACUCUAUGGAUAACAGUAAUCAUGAAACGAAUUCACAUUCUCAAGGAGCUUUUCGAAUUGUCAAAAAAUAUAAGAAUUUAGUACACCUAGGUUGGUUGGUCAAUGAUGAAAUGGUAGCUGUUGAAUUAAAUCCGGUCAAAUUGACGGAAAAUUUACCACCAUCUCUUAAACAGAAGCGAUUUGGCAUGUAGAGCAUUCCUAAACACACUGAUAUCACAUGUGCGACGAUACACUGAACCAAGUAAAAUGUAAUUUUCAACUUUGA
Molecule: messenger RNA, 2367 nt
Organism: Neodiprion fabricii
Lineage: Eukaryota; Metazoa; Arthropoda; Insecta; Hymenoptera; Diprionidae
Gene: l(3)72Dn
Product: U3 small nucleolar RNA-associated protein 4 homolog
Exons: 4
Coding region: 224-2293 (689 amino acids)
Biological process (GO): maturation of SSU-rRNA from tricistronic rRNA transcript (SSU-rRNA, 5.8S rRNA, LSU-rRNA)
Cellular component (GO): 90S preribosome; t-UTP complex; small-subunit processome
Molecular function (GO): RNA binding; protein binding
Source: RefSeq, a predicted model, not a curated record